CCUAAUCACAAACAUCGCGGCACCUUCUUCAUAAACACGGCCGCUCUGCAUGGCCUGCUCCAGACGUUAACAUAAAAAUGUGAGGGUGGUUGGGUGUUUUGUUUUUUGGGGUUGUUGUUGUUGUUGUUGUUGUGGUGGUGGUGGUUUCCUUUUGUCCGACGAACUUUCCACAAGUGGAAUCAGAUCUGGACGUGUUGAAGAGAAGGAGAGGCCAGGAGACGAUCCAGAAUGGAAAACAUGAUACCAGAGGCAUUUCAUUUUAAGGAUAAAGAGCACCCUUCUAAUCUUCUCUCACAGCUGGACGGUUUAAGACAAGAGAGGAUCCUCACUGACGUACUUCUGUGUACAGGUGACCGAGAAAUUCCCUGCCACAGAAUUGUUCUGGUUUCUGGCAGCCCUUAUUUUAGGGCCAUGUUUUGCGGCGAUUUCAAAGAGAGCCAACAGGCCAAGAUAAGCAUGAGGGGCAUUGCUUCAGAUGUUCUGAGCAGUAUCAUCGACUACGUCUACACAGGUUGCAUUGCCAUCACUAUGGAGCUGGUCCUGCCACUGAUGCAGGCAGCGUCCAUGCUGCAGUACCCCCGGCUUUUCGACGCCUGCUCCGCAUUCCUGCAAGAGCAGCUGAGCCCAGACAACUGCCUCAGCAUGAUCCGGCUGUCGGAGAUCCUGCACUGCGAGAGCCUGAGAGCGAAGGCGAGGGAGGUGGCGGUGUGCAGCUUCUCGGACGUGACCGCCUCGGAGGACUUCCGAGAGCUCUCCUUGUCCGAGCUGGAGGGCUACCUGGGAGACGACCGGCUGUGCGCGGAAGAGGAGCAGGUUUUCGAGACCCUGUUGGCCUGGAUCCACCACGACCCCUUCUCCCGGAAGGGCGCCAUCCACAACCUGUUCCAGAAGGUGCGGCUGCGGCACGUCCACCCGACCUACCUCUUCCAGUUCAUCGCCAACGACCCGCUCAUCCAGGCCUCCCCUCUCUGCACGGACAUCAUCGAGUCCGUGAGAAGGCUCAUGUUCUCCGUGAGCGCCAAGUGCGCGAGGGAGCUGAGGCCCCAGUGGGCUGCCCCCCGCCGCUACCCCUGCCAGGAGAUGCUGGUGGUCGUCGCCGGCCGGAAGAACAAUCAGCAGACGAGCCGGGAGGCCCUGCUGUACGACGACAGGACCCGGCGCUGGCAGUGGCUCGCCAAGCUUCCCCUCCGCCUCUACAAAGCCUCCUUUGCGUGCCUGCACGGCAUCCUCUACGUCCUGGGUGGCCUGGUGGUCAACGGGCGGGACAGCGCGGUCAGCUCCAGCGUCUACACCUUCUCCCUCAAGUCCAACCAGUGGAGGGCGGCGGACCCCAUGCUGAAGCCGCGCUACGCCCACCAGAGCGUCUCCUAUCUGAACUUCAUCUUCGUGCUCGGAGGCAUCGGGCCGGGCAGGCAGGUUUCGAGUUCUGUGGAGAGAUACAACAGCAUGUUCAAUCUCUGGGAGGUCGUGGCCCCCCUGCCCACAGCUGUUCUGCACCCGGCGGUGGCAGCUGCAGACCAAAGGAUCUAUGUCUUUGGGGGAGAAGAUGUGAUGCAGAAUCCAGCCAGGCUGAUACAGGUUUAUCACAUUUCUAGAAAUAUGUGGUCCAGGCUGGAAACCAGAAUGGUGAAGAAUGUAUGUGCUCCUGCAGCUGUGAUUGAAGACAAAAUCUAUAUAAUUGGAGGUUACACAAGAAGGAUGGUAGCCUAUGACAUUAAAACAAACAAAUUUGUCAAAUGUGCACAAAUGAGGGAAAGGAGAAUGCACCAUGGAGCCACAGUGAUCGACAGUAAGCUGUAUGUGACCGGGGGGCGCUACAUCAACAAUCACAAUGUCAUAGAGGACUCUGAUUGCUUUGAAUCCUAUGACCCCAAUACAGAUUUGUGGACCUCCAAAGGAACACUGCCUUAUAAGCUGUUUGACCAUGGCUCCCUUCCACUGAUCUGCGUGACAAACAAAGGGGACCCACCUUAACUUUUCUUGCAUAGAAAAAAUCUGCCUGUAGACUGGCUGUUUGAAAAAUUAAACAGCAGCUGAUUUUCAGAACUGGUUAGUUCCUUCUUGAUUUUGGCAUUUUUUUAUAGAUCUGUUUACCUUUGUGUAUUUUGUGGGUUUUCUGUUCUUUUCUUCUGAAUUCCUUGCUUUCUUGGGGUAAAAACAAUCGGAUUUACAGUACUGUAUGCCUGAAGUGAAAAUACUUUUUUCUUUGGGAAAUUGGUAACACAUUGUCUGGAGAGAAUAUACCGGAGAGAGUACAAUUAUUUAAACAUAUUCAUGAGUUAUUUCUACAUCCCGUUCCUUUCUGAAGGGAGGUUUUGGUUUUGGUGACAGACUUGUAGAAAUCCUUUUGAGAAUUGAAUCUCACACUAACUAAUCCUCAGGUUGAAGGGGUGCACUGUGUACAGCUUUCUCAUCUCUUUAUUAUCAAACUGAUUUCUUAAUAGAUAGUUAAAUGUUUGAAGCUGAAGUUUUUAAGUUUUUUCCAAAUUCCAGAGUGUUUUGCUGUAGUCUUUGAGCACCUCAAACUAUAUCUUUUUUUAGACUACACAGAAUUUGUGUGACACAAACAUUCAAUAUUUCAACAUUUAGUAAGCCUUUUUAACAAAAUACAUUCCUUUGCCCUGUUUUCUUUGCCAGCAGUCCCACAUUUACUUUAGACAAAAAUGUAUCUCCUGGAUCAAAUUCAUCUCUGCUAGCCUCUGCCUGUAAUAACACUGCUUUUCUUCCCUGUCCAUCAUAUUUGCUUUUAUGCCUCUUACUAUCUGUAGAAAAUGGUGUGUAAAAACUUCAGGCUGUGCACAUUUUUACUUCUUAAACUUCUAUGCCUGUUUAAUAACAAAAGCAAUACAUACUACCUAGAAUACAAAUGAUGUACUCUUACUCUUAGCACACCUCCAAAACAAAAAUCCAAUCUGUCAAGUAGUUUAUUCACAGAACUGAAGAAGGUUUGUUCUUAUUCUGGGCAGCUGUAUUAUGGGCCCUGAGUGACAUCCUCAAAAGUAUAAAGUCAAAAUAUCCAUGUUGUAAUCAUCAAGUGACAACUACUACAGGUCACUUGCCUUCGACCUUUCCUCCUGUUUUUGUGUGCCAAGUUCUGUGGUAGUGGCCUCCGGUUUGGCAGCUUUCUUCAGCUAAAGGUGCGUCUGUUUUUUGUUUCAACAUUUUGUUGAGAACAUACUGGCAAUCAAAAGUUCUAGUUCAUCUCCCUGUAAAGGCAGUGCUUUUGUCUAACACUUCUGCUACAUUUGGUUAGUCUCUGAAUGGUUUUCCAGAAAGAAGGUUUACCUGAUAUCAGCACAGAACUGGUAUGUGUAUUUAUGUGAAAUGUUUUAAAUGCAAUGCACACUUCAGUAUACUGUACAGAACCAGGUGCACAAAUGAAAAAUGGAAGAUGGAACAAGAUCUUUUUACCAAAGGUUGUGGGAGUAUGGAAAAAGCUACCCAGCCAAGUUGUACAGUGGUUUCUUUCAAGAUAUUGCCGUAUGAGACCCUUGGAUUAGGGAUCAAAUAGCCUUUACCAUGAUGAUCUAGAUGAGCUAGAUCGUCCUCUCGUUCUCAUCUUUCUUAUGUUCUUAGUUUUGCCGACUCUUCGGCAGAGUACUGUAAUUACUGCAAUAACAGCCCUGAAACCUGUUAUUUCACUGCUCUGAGAAGCUGCACAAGCAUCAUCAUAAAGCUGUUUAAACACUGACGUCUGUAUUGUUGGUGUGCACAAACCCUGCUCUAAACCUGUUAUUGUGAAAGAUUUCAGGAUGUAUCCACUUGAGCUCUUUGUUGCAAUGACUGUGGGGUUCCUUCAUAUGCAACUGGUUUUUAACACUAUAAAUCUGACUCCUGUGUCAUCUCAACCCUGUAAACUCAAUUCAUUUACAUGUGUGUAUCAUUUCCCUAUAUAUUUUAUAAAUAAUUGCAAAAGAUUUUUGUAUUAUUUAUGAUUUAAAGAAAUAAAGAGGAUAUAAAAUA
This is a messenger RNA of Lepisosteus oculatus (spotted gar), 3963 nucleotides long. RefSeq names its product kelch-like family member 38a (gene klhl38a). The record is from RefSeq and is a predicted model, not a curated record. Gene Ontology annotation, molecular function: protein binding. Lineage: Eukaryota; Metazoa; Chordata; Actinopteri; Semionotiformes; Lepisosteidae.